Messenger RNA from Symbiodinium pilosum, 194 nucleotides. The record is from the annotation of a GenBank genome assembly. Lineage: Eukaryota; Dinophyceae; Suessiales; Symbiodiniaceae.
AUGGAGCCACCCCCGGAACUCCGAGCCACCCUUCACAUGCAACCCGACGAGGAUUCCUUCUUCAAAGCCAAGCUGGAUCAGUUGCAGCAGACCUUGCCUUUCGGCAGCCGAAAGACAAAAGCCUUCGUCUUCACCGGAAUCAGUCUAGAGCAAUUGCCUGACUACACCAUCAAGGCUAACCAGAAGGAGUAUGU